UAAAACUGUGAAUCUCUUAAAGUCUUUAAUUUUUUUUUUCUAAGUUUUAUGUUUGAAACAGUUUUUUUGAACCGACGCUCAGCUACAAAACGACGCUUGACAUAUCUCAAAAUGGUCCCAAAUUUUUGAUAAUUAACGUACUUAAAUUUUUUUUACUAUGACCAAUUUCGAAUCCUUAUUGUUAUUAGUGUGUGAAGUGUUUAUUGAUAUUCGACCUAAAUUCUUGUUAAUUCGGGAACAAUUCCGUUAAAAAACAUGAAUUUCAAAAGUGAAACUAAUUGUGGUAACGAGAAAUUUUAUCAAAAUGAACAGCAACAAUUAUUAUGGCAACGGAAAGUUAAUGAGGAAAAUAUGACGGAAAAACAAUUUCAAAAAUUAAAUAUAUCCGUGAAUGAUAAAAAAUUUCAUAAAAAAUCGGAAAAUAAUAAUUGUAAUAAUGCGUCGGUUAAUCAUAUACUCGAACCUUCGGCGUUAAAAAAUAAUAAUUUUCAUAAUUUUAAUAAUAAUAAUGAAAAUGUGAGAAAAUGUUUGACAUGGGCUUGUAAGGCUUGUAAAAAGAAAAAUAUAUCGGUUGAUCGGCGACGUGCGGCUACUUUACGUGAGCGUCGAAGAUUGAGAAAGGUGAACGAAGCAUUUGAAUUAUUAAAGAAACGAACUUGUGCAAAUCCCGGUCAACGUUUACCAAAAGUUGAAAUAUUACGUAGUGCAAUUGAAUAUAUUGAAUGUUUAGGCGAAAUGUUACAAAAUGGUACAUCUUCAACAAUACAUCAUACAAACUGUGAUUUUUCAUCAAAUGUUACAAAUAAAUUAAUUAAUAAUCCAAAUUUUCCAAAUAGUCAACAUCGAUUUAAUGUAAAUGAUUGUCGAUUUUCAUCGAAUAACAAUAAUAAAAUCAAUGCUGAAAGUAACAACAAUACAUCAAGUCUUGAUUGUCUUACACUUAUUGUACAAAGUAUUACAAACCAACAGAAAAAACAACAAUUUCAUGACAUACAACAAAAAUUACAAGAAUUGUAAAAAUUCAAAAAUAGAUUUUUGUCUAUUUUGAUUAAA
Chrysoperla carnea is the source of this 1053-nucleotide messenger RNA. RefSeq names its product transcription factor SUM-1 (gene nau). The coding region runs from base 256 to 1017 and encodes 253 amino acids. Gene Ontology annotation, molecular function: DNA-binding transcription factor activity, RNA polymerase II-specific; RNA polymerase II cis-regulatory region sequence-specific DNA binding; protein dimerization activity. NCBI's taxonomy places the organism in Eukaryota, Metazoa, Arthropoda, Insecta, Neuroptera, Chrysopidae. The record is from RefSeq and is a predicted model, not a curated record. The transcript has 4 exons. Gene Ontology annotation, biological process: positive regulation of myoblast differentiation; muscle organ development; regulation of transcription by RNA polymerase II.